GGGCCAAUCACGCUGUCGCCAGGCGAUGACGUCAGGCUGAUCCUGCGCAUGCGUAGGGCCCGGAGACCUUGGCGAGGCGGCGGCGGCUCUUGGCGGAGGUGAAAGCACUAGCGGCAAGGAAAGUGCAGGGGCAAGAUGCAGAGCUGGAGUCGCGUGUAUUACUCCUUGGCCAAGAGAGGCCAUUUCUGCCGAUUACCUCCUGGUCUUCAAGGAGUUUCUGCAGUUCCUCUAAGAACAUAUGCAGAUCAACCGAUUGAUGCUGACGUGACAGUGAUAGGUUCUGGUCCCGGAGGAUAUGUUGCUGCUAUUAAAGCUGCCCAGUUAGGUUUCAAGACAGUCUGCAUUGAGAAGAAUGACACUCUUGGUGGAACGUGCUUGAAUGUUGGUUGCAUUCCCUCUAAGGCUUUGUUGAAUAAUUCUCAUUAUUACCAUAUGGCUCAUGGAAAAGAUUUUGCAUCUAGAGGAAUUGAAAUGUCUGAAGUUCGCUUGAAUUUAGAGAAGAUGAUGGAACAGAAGAGUACUGCAGUAAAAGCUUUAACUGGUGGAAUCGCCCACUUAUUCAAACAGAACAAGGUUGUUCACGUCAAUGGAUAUGGGAAGAUAACUGGCAAAAAUCAGGUCACUGCUUCUAAGGCUGAUGGCAGCACUCAGGUGAUUGAUACAAAGAACAUCCUCAUCGCUACAGGUUCAGAAGUUACUCCCUUUCCUGGAAUCACGAUUGAUGAAGAUACAAUAGUGUCAUCUACAGGUGCUUUGUCUUUAAAAAAAGUUCCAGAGAAGAUGGUUGUGAUUGGGGCAGGAGUAAUAGGUGUAGAAUUGGGUUCUGUUUGGCAAAGACUUGGAGCAGAUGUGACAGCAGUUGAGUUUUUGGGUCAUGUUGGUGGAAUUGGGAUUGAUAUGGAGAUAUCUAAAAACUUUCAACGGAUCCUUCAGAGACAGGGAUUUAAAUUUAAAUUGAAUACAAAGGUUACUGGUGCCACCAAGAAGUCAGAUGGAAAAAUUGAUGUUUCUAUUGAAGCUGCAUCUGGUGGAAAGGCUGAAGUUAUCACUUGUGACGUACUCCUGGUUUGCAUUGGUCGACGACCUUUUACUCAGAAUUUGGGAUUAGAAGCACUUGGCAUUGAGCUCGACCCCAGAGGUAGAAUUCCAGUGAAUUCCAGAUUCCAGACUAAAAUUCCAAAUAUCUAUGCGAUUGGUGACGUGGUUGCUGGUCCAAUGUUGGCUCACAAGGCAGAGGAUGAAGGCAUUAUCUGUGUUGAGGGAAUGGCUGGUGGUGCCGUGCACAUCGACUACAAUUGUGUCCCAUCAGUGAUUUAUACUCAUCCCGAAGUUGCUUGGGUUGGCAAAUCAGAAGAGCAGUUGAAAGAAGAGGGUAUUGAGUAUAAAGUUGGGAAAUUCCCAUUUGCUGCUAACAGCAGAGCUAAGACAAAUGCUGACACAGACGGCAUGGUGAAGAUUCUUGGGCAGAAAUCAACAGAUAGAGUACUGGGAGCACAUAUUUUAGGACCAGGUGCUGGAGAAAUGGUAAAUGAAGCUGCUCUUGCUUUGGAAUACGGGGCAUCUUGUGAAGAUAUUGCACGAGUCUGCCAUGCACAUCCGACCCUAUCAGAAGCUUUUAGAGAAGCAAAUCUGGCUGCGUCAUUUGGCAAACCAAUCAACUUUUAAAUUAGAAGAUUCUGCCCCCCCCCCCAAUCUCUGGGGAGCUAUUAUGGAAGUUACAUUUCUUAAAGGGAAAUGCUCAUAGCUCCAAAAAUUUCUGGGACUGAAAUAAAGAACAUUUUGGAAGGUAUUUAAUAAAUUUGGACAGAAUGGAAUAAUCCCACAUCUGUAUUUUAAAUGAACUUAAUAUUGUUUCAGUACAUUAAUAUUUUUUUAAAAAGCUACUUUUAGUAGCAUCCUGGAAAUGGUCCAUCAGUCUGUUUUUAUGCUGAUUAUGAAAGGUUCAACUUCACUGAAUAUAUACACAGUAGCUCUUACCCUGAUACCAAAAGUAAAUUUGAAUUGAUGGAACUGGAGUAUGAUACAUGAACAGUUGUGUUUGAAGCAAGAUUAUCAAGUUAUUUUAAACUUGGUUUUCUUACUAGAAACAAAUCAGUCAUUAAAAUAAGUCAAAUAUGUAUAAACUGAACUGAUGUAA
Elephantulus edwardii (Cape elephant shrew) is the source of this 2137-nucleotide messenger RNA. It is a transcript of the gene DLD, whose product is annotated as dihydrolipoamide dehydrogenase. Bases 136 to 1665 code for a protein of 509 amino acids. The record is from RefSeq and is a predicted model, not a curated record. Gene Ontology annotation, cellular component: oxoglutarate dehydrogenase complex; mitochondrion. The transcript has 14 exons. Lineage: Eukaryota; Metazoa; Chordata; Mammalia; Macroscelidea; Macroscelididae. Gene Ontology annotation, molecular function: flavin adenine dinucleotide binding; dihydrolipoyl dehydrogenase (NADH) activity.